Messenger RNA from Trichoderma aggressivum f. europaeum, 1458 nucleotides. RefSeq lists its product as uncharacterized. Gene Ontology annotation, molecular function: succinate-semialdehyde dehydrogenase (NAD+) activity. The record is from RefSeq and is a predicted model, not a curated record. The transcript has 4 exons. The coding region runs from base 1 to 1458 and encodes 485 amino acids. NCBI's taxonomy places the organism in Eukaryota, Fungi, Ascomycota, Sordariomycetes, Hypocreales, Hypocreaceae. Gene Ontology annotation, biological process: GABA catabolic process. Gene Ontology annotation, cellular component: cytoplasm.
AUGGCUCACGCUGAUCUAGUUGAUCAAGCCAUUAACCGGCUCAAGAACGAGCCACUCUUCACUGGGCUUGCGUUCAUCGAUGGUCACUGGGUAGAGAAGAAGAACAAGUUUGAAGUUCUCGAGCCUGCAACGGAGAAGAUUCUCGGACAUGUUGCCAAUUGUGAUCUUGCAGAUUUCCAACGCGCUAUUGAAUCCGCACAUGAUGCCCAGAGAGUUUUCUUUCGGGGCUCGACCGCCCAGAGUAGGGGCAUCGCUAAUGCAGCAGCAGUGGCGACAAUUCUGAGUCUUGAAAAUGGUAAGCCAAUUGCAGAGUCUCUUGGAGAGAUUGUGUUUGCGGCGUCAUUCGUGUCAUGGUUUGCCGAAGAAGCCCCCCGGGUCUAUGGAACGACAAUCCCGUCCCAACAGGCAAAUACGAAUGUUUGGACUAUCAAAGAGCCAGUGGGGGUCUGUGGAAUCAUCACGCCUUGGAAUUUCCCAGCGGCCAUGAUCACGCGUAAGGUUGCACCGGCUUUAGCCGUUGGCUGUUCUGUUGUUAUCAAACCACCCAGCGAAACGCCGUUCACAUGCCUUGCAUUGACUAAGCUCGCGCUCGAGGCCGGCUUUCCCCAAGCAGUCAUCCAGGUGUGCCCAACAAAGGAUCGGCAAGCAGCCACAGAUUUGGCAACAAAUCCACUUGUGAAUAAGCUUAGCUUUACGGGCUCGACCGGCGUUGGGAAGAUGCUAGCAAAGCUCGCGGCCGGCACCUUGAAGAGAGUCAGCCUUGAGCUCGGCGGAAAUGCACCAUUUAUUGUCUUCGAUGAUGCCGAUAUUGACGCUGCUGUUGAUGGCGCAAUUUUCUCCAAAUUUCGUGGUUCAGGGCAGACUUGUAUCUGUGCCAAUCGCAUCCUCGUCCAAAAUACCGUUGUCAGAGAGUUCACGCAGAAACUUGUUCAAAAGGUGGCAUCCUUCAAACUUGGCAUAGGGCUGGACUCUGCAACCACUCAAGGCCCACUGGUGAACCAAAGUGCCGUGACCAAAGUCCAAUCGCACAUUGAAGAUGCAGUGUCGAAAGGUGCAGUAGUGGAGAUUGGAGGAAGUAGCACUGUUGGUGAAGGGUUCUUUUUCCAGCCGACCGUAUUAUCUAGAGUCACUGAAGAUAUGAGGGUUACUUCAGAAGAGACAUUUGGUCCACUUGCCGCCAUUUUCAGCUUCGAGACCGAGCAAGAUGCUGUUCGCUUGGCCAACCACACCGAGUUCGGCCUAGCAGGCUAUUUUUUCUCCCGAGACGUAAAUCGCGUCAUGAGAGUAGCCUCAGAGCUACAGGUCGGAAUGGUUGGCGUUAACACUGGAAAAAUUUCCGGAUGUGAGACGCCAUUUGGUGGAGUGAAGGAAAGUGGCUAUGGGAGAGAAGGAAGCCUUCAUGGUAUUGAUGAGUAUAUUACCAUCAAGGCAAUUACUCUAGGAAACGUGCACUUAUAG